GGUGGAGGAGGCCAGGCCAGCCCCCCACAAGGGCCCCAGACACGGAAGCCCUGGAGCCAGAGCCCCAGAUCCCAGCACCAUGUCCUCCUGGAAGCCUGUGCUGCUCCUGCUCCUCACCCACUACCCAGGGGGUGCCCCCCAGCCGGUGCUGGAGCAGCCCCCCGCGGCCUCUGCACCCCUGGGCACCACAGUCCGCAUCCCGUGCACUUUUAGCGGCAACUACAGCAUCGGCCUGCACGGCGUCUUCUGGUAUCAGCAGAAGCCGGGCCACCCUCCCAGGUUCCUGCUGAGAUAUCCUCUGCCCUCGGAUGGGAGCCGGGGCCCCAAGAUCCCCCCGCGCUUUUCGGGGUCCAAGGACGUGGCCAGCAACACGGGGUUUUUGAGCAUCUCUGAGCUGCAGCCUGAGGACGAGGCCGUCUACUUCUGCGCCGUGGGGAGCUCCAGCAUGGACAGGGACAAAGGCGGGACCCAGCUCACCGUCCUAGGUGGGCCCAAGGCCUCUCCCAAGGUCUAUCUGUUCGCACCGUCUGCUGAGGAGCUGGCCACCGACAAGGCCACGCUGGUGUGUCUCGUGAUUGGAUUCUACCCGGGCAUCCUGGACGUCCAGUGGAAGAAAGACGGCAGUGUCAUCUCCCAGGGUGUAGAGACCCCCAGGCCCUCCAAGCAGGCCGACAACAAGUAUGCGGCCAGCAGCUACCUGGCCCUGACGGGCAGCGAGUGGAAGGCAGGACGCACUUACAGCUGCCAGGUGACGCACGAAGGGAGCACCAUCGAGAAGAAAGUGGCCGCUGCAAACUGCUCUUAGCUCCCGACCCUCAGCCUCCAUGCACCUGGGGGAACCAGAUCACAGGACCCCGUGGAGGGGGCUUCCCU
This is a messenger RNA of Choloepus didactylus (southern two-toed sloth), 873 nucleotides long. RefSeq names its product immunoglobulin iota chain-like. The record is from RefSeq and is a predicted model, not a curated record. Gene Ontology annotation, cellular component: MHC class II protein complex. Lineage: Eukaryota; Metazoa; Chordata; Mammalia; Pilosa; Megalonychidae. The transcript has 4 exons. Gene Ontology annotation, biological process: positive regulation of T cell activation; antigen processing and presentation of exogenous peptide antigen via MHC class II; peptide antigen assembly with MHC class II protein complex. Gene Ontology annotation, molecular function: MHC class II protein complex binding. Bases 80 to 805 code for a protein of 241 amino acids.